AUGUUGUUGGAUCGUCUGGCUCAGGUUUCCCCCGAACUGCUACUGGAAGCUGUGCGCAGGGUCUUCAACAGCACCAUGCAGUAAGACUAACUUUACCCUCGAAAGAAUGGCUCGAAAAGAAACUUGGCUGGACCCUAAUGGCGCGUGCGUCUCUCUCUCUCUCAGGACGUGGCAGACGGCCCCCUUCAUGGAGGUGGAGGUGGCCAUCCGGCUGCUCUACAUGCUGGGAGAGGCUCUGCCUGCGUCUCACGGCGCUCACUUCUCUGGCGACACGGCCAAGACCUCGGCCCUGCAGGAUAUGAUGAGAACGGUGAGAGACAACCCAAGGGUCCAGUCCACUAACGACCCCCUAAACCCACAGGAAAGUGUUUUUUAAUGUCUGACACCAUGUAUGUGUUCUCCUGUCCCCUCAGCUGGUCUCCUCUGGGCUCAGUGGGUACCAACACACCUCUGUGGCGCUGGAGUUCUUUGAGACGGUCGUUCGCUACGACAAGUUCUUCCUCGUGGAACCGCAGCACAUUCCUAACGUCCUGGUGAGUAGUGCAGUCACCGAAUCAUCAAUGAACUCUCUCUGUUUCGACCUUAACGCAGUGUCCUCCCAGUGUUGAGGAGAGUAGAGGGAGAGAGUGUACCCUUGGAUACUUGGGAAGGAGGUUUGGUACCACCACAGUGUGUCUGUGUUCUGUAGAUGGCCUUUCUGGACCAUCGAGGUCUGAGACACAGCAGUCCAAAGGUCCGCAGCAGAGUGGCCUACCUCUUCUCACGAUUC
Messenger RNA from Coregonus sp. 'balchen', 769 nucleotides. Lineage: Eukaryota; Metazoa; Chordata; Actinopteri; Salmoniformes; Salmonidae. The record is from the annotation of a GenBank genome assembly.